Kockovaella imperatae is the source of this 1326-nucleotide messenger RNA. Its product is annotated as PI31 proteasome regulator N-terminal-domain-containing protein. Gene Ontology annotation, biological process: proteasome-mediated ubiquitin-dependent protein catabolic process. The transcript is spliced from 4 exons. Gene Ontology annotation, molecular function: endopeptidase inhibitor activity; proteasome binding. The record is from RefSeq and is a predicted model, not a curated record. Bases 1 to 1326 code for a protein of 441 amino acids. NCBI's taxonomy places the organism in Eukaryota, Fungi, Basidiomycota, Tremellomycetes, Tremellales, Cuniculitremaceae.
AUGACACACUACACCUACUACUUCACGAUGGCGAACCCACUGGAUCCAGGAUCACUGCUCGACCUCCUCACUGCCCUCCUACCCUCUACUACAUCGUCGCGGUUGUCAAAACCCACAGAUGCCCUCGCAGCUCUCAUUCAUGCCAUACAUACCGCUCUUGACUUUCGGCUAGUGCGGCGACCCGAUGAUGAAGCGUCGGCCGCCAGAAGCACGUCGGACGCGACAGGACCAGUCGAGGAGAAGGAUAUUGACGAUACAGCCUCGGAGACUACUACAGCAGUGGACCAAGAAGAUGAGGAGGAGGCCCGUUUCUCUGCCGAGAACCAGCUCCCAUCCGGCUGGAGUGACCGAGGAGAAGACUCGUACUCGUUUGAAUACAAGCACGAUCAGAGCUCCAUGACAUUCAGGAUCCGAGUGGGCAGGAUGGGAGGCAGAAUACAGAUCGAUGCGAUGGCAGAGGACGGCGCCCCGCACACCAUUUCCCUUCUUCUCACUGAUAUCUUGAAUCCUUCCGCCUUUCCCAUUCCUGGUUCCGCGACAGCUGGGACGUCGUCCACCUCCCAGUCGCCCGAUGGUCCAGCAAAACGACUCGGAUUUCAGUCACUGGCCAGCGUCUCGGGCUUUGUCGAGCAAUACAAGAAGGACAUUAUCGCGAAGCUGUUACCGGGGUUGAGAAAGGAGGGAUACGUGGAGACAUCUUCCGGGUCUGGACCCCGGAAUCCUCCUCCCUCUGCUCCAUCCCAUGUACCCUCUCCCGCUCGUCCAGACCCACUCAUGGACCCUAUCCACCCCAGUCGUUCAUCAGGAGCUGUACCGUCCGCCUCCGUCGGACAUCGAGACCUGGACCCAUUCGCCUCGAUGCAGCCUCCCGGCUCCUUCAACCCUUACGCUGGCGGCGACGGCGGAGGCAUGUACAUGGGUCCGAAUCAUCCUUUAUUGUCCGGAAGACGUGACCCGACGUCACCCCUCGGACAAGGUGGUGGACCCGAAGGGUUCCAUCCUCCUGGAGCCCGAUGGGAUCCAGUGGGACCGACCGGACCUGGAGGCUCGGGAUCCAGAUUCCCAGGACCUGGAGGUAAUCCUCUAGGUGGGAGGGGACUGGGUGAUGACGGAUGGGGAGAUGAGCUGCCUCCACCAGGUGAAUUCGGGCCAGACAUGGGUCGUUUAGGCGGGAGAGGAGGCAGAGGCGGACUUGGUGGACCCGGAAUGCCAGGUAUGGGGCCAGGGUUCGGAGGUGGAUUUGGAGGAGGUCGUGGUGGUGGUGGUGGUGGAGGAGGGGGCUUCGGUGGUGGAGGAUUCGGAGGCGGCGGAGGCAUGUACAUGUGA